AUUAGAUAUAGAUUUUUGUGAGUAUGGAACCUAUUCAGAUCCCUUCGUUUCGAGUUCAAAUAAUGAAGCAUUCUAAAGAUCAAGGAUUUGUGCUUUACCAUAUGAAAGUAUUUUCUGUAGAUGAUAACACCUUUCAUAUUGAAGAUAGAUAUAGAAAUAUGAGAGCUUUAUGGGAAAGCAUUUGAGAAGACGCAGAAAAUGCAAAAAGAAUUCCUAAUUUCCCACCAAAGAAAUGGUUUGGAAGUAAAAGCAGAGAUUUCUUAGAGACAAGGAAAACUGCUCUACAAAAUUUCUUCAAUACACUAUUAGACUCUCCUGACAAAACCAUCUUUAAGCAUAUCAUGAAAUAUUUCAAGAAAUUAGCUAAAAAUAGAGAAGCUUCAGAUGCUCUUCUUAAUAUUGAAGAGUCUGUUACAAAGAAGAGAGAAGCCUCUCCAGUUACAAACAAGGAGGAAGAGGUGAAGUCUGCUUCUAGUUCUCCAAGGAAGCAAUCUCCACAGAAAAAUGAGGAGCAGAAGCAAUCUAAAGCAAACUCCAAAAGAGAAGCUUAUAAAGUAAAUAAGGUUGCACUAACCAGCAAAGAUUAUAAUGAGACAUGUAGCAAGAUUGUUGAUACUUUUAAUAAGAAGUUGAUUGAUUUUGGGUAUGCUGGAGCUGAAGCAAUCCAAGACAUUAUGGCAAAAGGGCAGAACUAUGUGAAACAUUUUGAAGAGUCUAACUUAAAUUCAGAAUUCAACUACCAAACAAAAUUUUUAGACAUCCCAGAAGGAAAUGAUAAAAACUUAGAUCUCUUGGAAAACCCUGAUGAGGAUGCUGAAAAUCAAAAUGAUGUUGCCAACGCUGCACUUCAGAAGAGGCUGACUCAACUAACUGUUCAACUGGGAAAAGACCAGUACGAGCAAUUUGUCAGUAUGAAUGAGGUAGUAUGGAGAGGAAAUUAAUAAUGUUUUUGCUCAAUUUUCUUAAUAGUUAAG
Molecule: messenger RNA, 974 nt
Organism: Moneuplotes crassus
Lineage: Eukaryota; Ciliophora; Spirotrichea; Euplotida; Euplotidae
Source: the annotation of a GenBank genome assembly